This is a messenger RNA of Daldinia decipiens, 2387 nucleotides long. RefSeq lists its product as uncharacterized. Bases 182 to 2149 code for a protein of 655 amino acids. The transcript has 5 exons. Lineage: Eukaryota; Fungi; Ascomycota; Sordariomycetes; Xylariales; Hypoxylaceae. The record is from RefSeq and is a predicted model, not a curated record.
GAUAUUGUGACAUGCACAUUAGAUAGAGCCUACAGGAGAGCCUAUCGGCAUUUAUGAGUCUAAGUAUCUACCUUUGUAGCCUUGUUAAGUGUAGUUAAUGGACUUCUAAACAAGUAGCCCGGACGUCUAUUUUGUUUUGAAUAUACUGAGGAACUUUCCAUUUACCUAGGACGGCGAUUCUAUGGCCAAUUCAAUCGAUGAUGUCUUGGAGUCUCGGAGGCUUGUACGGAUGUAUAGCAGUGAUGCUGAAGGAAGAUUAUCUCGUGGCGGCGAUGAUGCCCAGCGUUUGGGUCAGGUAUUGAGUCACGAACGACCGGAUCCAAGAGAUUUGAGGAAUCCAUGGCGAAUAUUCUUCGAGCCGUGGCAACCGUCUACAGGUCAUGAAGAUCCUGUUACUACUAUUAUCUCCAUCGAAUCAAAUAAACUACGAGAGAAAUGGGCCCCUUUUCUGACAAGUAGUCCCGUUGCGGAUCGUCUGAAUAUAACAAAAUCAGAGCCCACUGUUGAAGGCGUGGUUGAUCUUGUCAAAGAGGUUACCGCAGCGGCACAAUCAAAGCGAGAUAGUAGGCGCCGCGGAAAAGCCAUGAAGUUAUUCCAUAACUUCUGUAGCACCAUUGACUCGCAUAGGUCAAUGCUGAAGCUCAUUCCGGAAGGCAACGAAUACGUCUCUAUCUUUACCGGGACUCUAAAUAUUAUCAUACAAGCUAGUGUUAAUCAUGAGCGCAUUGCCGAAGGCUUAUCGGAAGCAUUGUGCCGCAUCAGCGAACAUGUCCACGAAUGUAAAUCGGAGCUGGAGUUAUUCAGGACCCAGGCAAUGACGAAGCUAGUUGCAGAUUUAUAUGCCCAUAUUUUCAUCUUUCUUUCAGAUACCAUGGACUGGAUAACAGAGAAAAGGCGGAAGAGACUAUUAGAUUCUUUCAACGAAAACUUCUACAAAAGGUUCGAGAGCCAGGUCGAGACAAUUAGGCACAAGUCUGAUAUGAUACGAAACUUGGCAGCCCAAAGCUCCCAUGCAGAACAGCGGGUAACUAGGUUGACUGUUGAAGAUCUAGCACAGGACAUUAGGUUAGGCUUAGUUGGUGAAGAGCGACGACACGCCGAGAUAGUCUAUGUCGCAGAGAAGAUUGAAAAGGAACUCUCAGAAGGACGGAGAGAGAGGCAGCUUCUAAGAGAAGAAGGUCAACAAUUCAAGCAGCUAGCUGAUCGCCUUACUAGCAUGCUGCGGGAUAAAGCAAUGGUAUGGAUAGGGGAUAUGCACUCAAUUGACAAGAGAUUAUCUCCUGUUUCCCUACUCGCUAGACCGGGCGACUUAGGGGUUACAUCGACAGCUAAGGCGGGCUCAUCAUGCCUCACGGAAUGGAACUCGGAAGAAAUCGUGCUAAAUUCCAAACACCUAGAGGAUUUCUUCCACCGAGAUCGUGUGCGGUUACCUGAUGGAUCUUUUAACUCGGCCAGGAUUAGUUCCAAAAUCAUUGGUCGACUAGGUGAAUGGGUGAAAGACAAGUCCUCUCGUCUUCUUUGGCUUGAAGGUCCAUUGAUAGAAGCUGCCGACUUUGACAACCCUAUCACUAUACUAGCCAACAAAAUUGUGGAAUUGACAGAGAGCUCUCGCAUCCCAGUUAUCUCCUACUGCUGUGAGAUUCGCCGUCGAGAGCAGCUGAAGCCAGGCAAUGACACACGAGAGGCCCAAUCCUGCGUGGCUCUCGUUUGCGCUCUAAUACGACAGAUGGCCGAGCUCUUACUCCCACGAUUCACAACACAUUCUGAUUUCUCUCUAAACCGACUCCAACUAAUUGAUGGAUCUAUUCUGUGCUGGUCGCAGAUGUUAGACCUAUUUCAAGACUUGCUAUCGCUUAUGCCAAACACCAUGCUCUGUAUUAUUGACAGUUUUCAGUGGCUGGAUGACCGAACUACAACGAUAUAUCUGGAGGAGCUGGUUCAAGCAAUAAGAAAUUCCGGACUCAAAUGUUUAUUCACUACGACUGGCCGGUCUGCUUGCUUGAUAGAGCAACUUCAAGCAAAUGAAACAGUAGUGAUUGAGAGUGCUGAUCUGAGACAAGGACCUUGGGGAUUGGGUCGAAAUAAUUCUUGGGCUUUAGCGCAACAUGAUGAGGCUUCUGCAGGCUGCAGUAUGGUUGACAGGAUGUAGGUAAGAGAACGAAAAUUUGAAGAUUUCCCAGGUUAGGUACUGUUCGAGAGAAUGUCUUCAUGAGACUCGACAACUCACUCGUUAGAAUAAAGGGAAAUAUCAUAAAUUAGGCGGGUUGUUAAGAAUCAGUUAGUGGUACCUGUUUACCGCGAAGGAAUAGAUUACGCAAUACUUAAAUCAAUAUUGUCGUCAAUUUUCAUUUAAUUAAUAGUUCUGCACUGGGAUGAAUAAAAUUUGA